Molecule: messenger RNA, 3023 nt
Organism: Crotalus tigris (Tiger rattlesnake)
Lineage: Eukaryota; Metazoa; Chordata; Lepidosauria; Squamata; Viperidae
Gene: ANKRD40
Product: ankyrin repeat domain 40
Exons: 5
Coding region: 287-1369 (360 amino acids)
Molecular function (GO): protein binding
Source: RefSeq, a predicted model, not a curated record
AGAGUCCCCCAGAGAAAACGGAAGCAGAAACGACCGAGAUUUACUCUUAACUAUGCAAUUAGGGAAAAUGGCCUGCAGAAGUGUCAGACUGAUUUAUGAAGAGUAGAUAGAAAAGAAUUGCCGGCGCGCUUAUGAUUAAAAGAAUAAAACGUGGAUCUUCUUUUUUAGGGGACUGAUGGAUUCUGUCGGCCUCUGAUUGACUAACGUGAUAAAAUGAUCCAUCAUUUACAGUAGGUAGGCAGGCAUUUGAUAAUCCUAAAGUUGACUGUGGAGAGAAUUUCAUAACAUGACUUCUGCAGUAGAGGAAAAAGAGCUACAAGAGAGACUGAGAGAAGCUGCUGCUUUGGGAGAUAUUGAGGAAGUUCAGCGAUUGGUGGAUUUUGGAGUGAGUGUGAAUUCUCAGAAUGAAAUCAACGGCUGGACUUGCUUGCACUGGGCCUGUAAACGAAACCAUGCCCUGGUGGUGGCAUACCUUCUAGAGGCUGGUGCAGAUAAAGACAUUCUCACUGUUAAAGAAGAAAAAGCACUCCAGUUAACAUCCAAAAGGGAAAUUAGGAAGAUGCUGGGAGUGGAAGAUGUUGAUGAGCUUUUGGAUGUGAAGAAAGACUUGCCAAUUAUCCCAAAUUAUUUAUCUAACCCGCCUUUUCCUUAUGUGUACAACUCCAUGAGUAACAGCACUACCAGCACCUCAGCUUCCUCUUUGAAUGGAAGACUUUCACCUUCUUUACAAAAACACAACAUGGACCCUCCAGUUUCUCUGCCUCUAGCACAGACAUCUGCCACAGCAGUAUUGCAACAUGGAAAGGCUUCUGUAGGAUGUGAUGGAGACGUGGCGAAAGCAAUGGCUGUAGAAUGCCUGGAGCCCGUUGUUCAGAAUGGUCAUGCUCAUCAGCUCUCUGUUCCUCCAAGCAGGACACACUGUUCCCCAGCUGGAUCUACACAACCAGAAACCCAGAAACCCAGUGGCCCUUACGCAGGAGCUGUCCCAACGUUUCAGCCCUUCUUCUUUACCGGAGCAAUUCCCUUUAAUAAUAUGCAAGAACUGGUACUUAAGGUCAGAAUUCAGAAUCGUGCCCUGAAGGAGAAUGACUUCAUUGAAAUUGAAUUGGAUCGACAAGAAUUGACGUACAAAGAACUGCUCCGGGUGAGCUGCUGUGAAUUGGGAGUUAAUCCCGAACAUGUGGAGAAAAUCAGGAAGCUUCCAAAUACUGUACUAAGAAAGGACAAAGACAUCUCAAGACUUCAAGAUUUCCAAGAACUGGAGCUUGUUCUAAUGAUGAGUAAUAAUGAUUUUAUGUUUAAAAAUGUAGCACCAACACUGACUGAAAGGCCUUGUUAUAACAAGAAGGCAUCAAAACUAACUUACUAAAUAUUGAAUUAAAAGUUUCAUUCUAGCAUUUAACUAUUAAACCUAGAACUCUCUAAGGGCUAUAUUAUUAACUUCUACUUUACCUUGGAAAGUAUAAUUAAGCAACUGAGCGUAUAUCUUUGAAAAAAAGCUCAGUUGAAACAGUUGGACUUGUUUUUAAUUUAAAAUGCUAAAGGUGAUGAUACUUGCAUUUCAUAAACUGACAAGUGGAAUAUCCUAACCCAUGAAAUUGUUUCUUCUUGGAGUAUAACAAAAUAAAAGUUCUCAGGGAAAUAAAUUAAUUGCUCUAAUAAUUGCUAACUAGUAAAAAGGAGGCACAGUACAUUGAAAGACUAAAUAUGUAAUGCAUUUAAUGUUGGUAAAAGGAUAUUUCAAAUGCAGUUGUCUCAAUAGAUCUGAAUUUGCAACUUGAGAAACUAGGAUACUUUUACAGGAAAGAGCAAGGAGAGAUGUGGACUUUGGGACUUUGGGCCUAUUGAAUCAAGAUUAAUUGAUUUUGGUAGACUUUGGGCCUAUUGAAUCAAGAUUAAUUUUACGGUAAUCACACUAAUGCACAUUUACAUAUUUUUGGCAGCAGAGCCUUGCAAAUAUGUAAGUGGGAUGUGUUCUGCCAUUGCUGAUUGCAAGAGGAGCAGCUAAUUUUGUGAUCCCAGAGUUUAUGAAAUUUUGCUACCUUUACUGUUCCUGCCUGGGAUAAAGCAUCAAAGAGCUUCUGUAAGAGACAGAGGCUGUACAAUUUGGAAAUUAAAGAAGUGGUUCCUUCCAUUUGUUGAUGUACUGCAACAAGGGAUGCUGCCAGUGUUCUUAGGAAAGUUUGUAUUUCAGAAAGAAGCACAUUGACUGGUUUAAAAAUCUAGCCAAGGAGCUAAAUCAGCUGUGAUUUCUUUGAAAUGGUGCUCAGAUAAAAUAUUAGAAAAUAUACUUUACUGUAUUACUUUAAAGAUAGUGCUAACCAAAACCCUGUGUGCGUGAGUCUAACCAAGAAUUGCUUAGCAGUUAUUAAUGCAGAAUGUUUGGUACUGCUUGGACUGAUUUCCCUUCUUUGCUUUUCUGUUGUCUAUUUAACCUUGAGAGUUUUCCUGAGGAGCAAUCAGCAUGUCUACUCAGUAGCCCGAUUCCAGAGAUGACAUUAGCACAAGUUUCUUCUGCCUCUAAUUUUUAUCCUAUUUAUCCUCAGGUUUUUUAAAACUGUUAUUUAUUUAAAGGAAAGCUUAUAGCAUCUUAGAUAGCAGAAGAUAAAUAACAUUACAUCUUGGAAUUUCUAUGCAUUUUUCAGUGUUGCUUGCAUUUCAUAUAGGCAUGUCUAAACUUUUCAUCCUCUUGCUAUUUCAAGCUCCGUAACAAUAUUCUGAUGCCAAAUCCCAGAAUAAACAGUAUGAAAAAGCAUGGGAUGCAGUACUACAAUUAAGAAUAAGUUAUUAACCUAGUUUUAGGAUUCUGUGUAGCUAGUGGAUUGAUAUCAAUUCAUUUAUUUGUAGUCCAACGACUACAUGCUAUAAUAUAGAUGGACUAUAUAGCUGCCUGGGCAGUUAGAUUUAGUUGCUAAUUUCAUUUACCAGAUGUCAGUGUUCGUUGUUUACAGAUUCAGGAAUGUAUGUACAAGUGCCGUGAACCUAAAUUUGAGCCCUUCGUUUCUGGGAAAAAAAAAAAAAGA